This is a messenger RNA of Polistes dominula (European paper wasp), 999 nucleotides long. RefSeq names its product serine/threonine-protein kinase Nek5. Lineage: Eukaryota; Metazoa; Arthropoda; Insecta; Hymenoptera; Vespidae. The record is from RefSeq and is a predicted model, not a curated record. Gene Ontology annotation, molecular function: protein kinase activity; ATP binding. Gene Ontology annotation, biological process: protein phosphorylation.
AUGAAUCAUUGUAUCAAAGAGUAUAAGUUUGAAGCUGUAUUGGGUAAAGGAAUGUUUGGAACUGUUCAUCUAGUUAGACGAACAAAGGAUUUAAAACCGUUUGUUAUAAAGGAACAAAAUUUAAGUGUCAAAACUAAUUUAUCUUUUAAAAUGGUCCUGAGAGAAGUAGAAUAUUUUCAAAAGAUGAGACAUCCAAAUAUUGUUGCUUAUCAUGCAGCAUGGGUUGAAAAUAAUAAAAGUUACAUUCUUAUGGAAUAUGCUACUCGUGGUACUUUGAAAGAAUUAUUAGAAAAACUUAGUGUACCGCUUAGAGAAGAGAAUGCUUUGUACUUGUUCUCGCAAAUUACACUUGGAGUUCAUCACAUACAUAGCAAGAAAAUUCUUCAUAGAGAUUUAAAACCUGAAAAUAUUUUAUUGACUGGUCGUAAAGGAGAGAUUGUUAAAAUUACUGAUUUUGGUGUUUCUAAAAAUAUAUUAGAUGAGUCCAUGUGUUGUGCUGGAUCUUAUUACUACAUGGCUCCAGAAAUGCUUUCAAAUCAACCAUACGAUUUAAAAUCAGACAUAUGGAGUAUGGGUGUUAUUCUUUAUGAAAUGGUGACUAAGAAACUUCCAUUUCCUGCAUCUGUAAUUAUUAACAAUGAUCUAACUGAGUUUACAAGAAUGGUGUAUGAUAAAAAACCGAAACCAGUUGAUAAAAAUAUUUCAAUCUCGACAAUACGAUUGAUAUCGAAAAUGUUAAGAAAACAAUCAAUUUAUCGUCCAAGAACCGAUCAAUUAAUACUUUGUCCAUACUUAGUUCCAUUCAUUGCACGAGCUUAUUUAAAUCUUGGCAGAAUUCUUCAAUGUAACUUAGGGAUAAAGGGUAAAGAAAAUUUCUUCGAUCCGCAAAUAUUUCAAUAUUUUUUCAAAACUCAACGUUGACAUAUUCAUAUCAAAUAAUCGUUCCUAAUUUUUUUUUAUCAAUAUUAACUAUUAUUUUUUUUAUUAUUAUUAUGUAAC